AUGACCACAGACACCGAAUUCGAGCGACUCAUCCAGGAGAUGAAAAUAUGCACUCAGACGAUCGAUGAACUGCUGCUGCAGAAUCGUGAAAUACUUAUGAGAAAAGAAAAUGAUUAUCGACUACGACAGCGGCAACGGCAACAGCAGGAGCGCCACGAGCUUUCGCCUGCCGACGUCCAGCGACAGGCGCAGCUGGACCAGUUUCAUCGAUAUCAGCUGAAGUGGCAACGGGAACGACAAGAAUGGGAGCAACAACAGCAGAAGAUGCGAGAAGCACUGGAGCCAGAUCUAAAGGUCUGGAAGGAACUGGCUGACCGCAUUCGCACCAUUGAAGGCGAUGUUUAG
Molecule: messenger RNA, 345 nt
Organism: Gamsiella multidivaricata
Lineage: Eukaryota; Fungi; Mortierellomycota; Mortierellomycetes; Mortierellales; Mortierellaceae
Exons: 4
Coding region: 1-345 (114 amino acids)
Source: RefSeq, a predicted model, not a curated record